Cylindrotheca closterium is the source of this 813-nucleotide messenger RNA. The record is from the annotation of a GenBank genome assembly. Lineage: Eukaryota; Bacillariophyta; Bacillariophyceae; Bacillariales; Bacillariaceae.
AUGACUCUCAAGGACUUGAAAUUGAAAUUCCAAAAGAAGCAAAGUUCUUCGACCUCAUCAUCCGUUGGUGAGUUGAUCAAGGAGACUGCUUCGGACGAAGUCGAGGAAACUGAAGUCACUCUAACGGAAGAAGAUGAAGCCUUUUACGGCUACAACACUUUCGACGAUGUUCCCAGUACACCAACCGUGACCCCCAAGGACAGUGUCGACAAAUACGGGUACAAUACACCCACCACCAGUACCUUCGAGGACAGCGACAACAAAUAUGGAUACAACACAUACGAAGAAGGCGUUCCCCCGCCCCCCUGUACACCUAACACACCAAAGAUGUCUCGCCGUUCUUCCCUCAAGGGAAGCAGUCCUACUCCGAGACAAUUCCGUCGUCAUUCUUUGACCUUUUCUAGUAACGUGGUGGUGGCCACCAUUAUUCCCACACCCGAACUGGCCAAGAAAAAGUCCCUUUGGUUCGAGGACAAGGAUUAUGAAAAGAUGCACAAGAAGAUUCACUUGAUUGCCGAACGCGCCCAGGAAGGUGAGGGCCACAAGUAUUGUACCCGAGGAUUGGAGAAUAUCAUUCGAGGAGGUUCUCAGAUUCGAAAGUAUGCCGCUUGGGAUGCGGUUCUGGACGAGCAAGAAUAUCAAAUCCAGUCGGGUGCCGAGUUCUACGAUGAGGACGCCCUAUCACGAUCGUACCGAGUGGUAUGCGAGGAGAGCCGUGCCCAAGCAGCUAUGCGAGCUUUGCAAGAUCAAAAGGAGGCAGCCGAAUACCUCUCCGAGAAACCUCGACGCUCUCGCCGAAGUUCCAUCAUGUAA